AUGUAUUGUGGUAAUUCAUCUUCGGAAAGUCCAAGACAAAAUCGGUUAUUAUUAGAUUUAUUAUGGGAACAAUAUACUGUUAAGUAUGGUAUCGAGUCAUUACCAACAACAAAUAUUAUGCCACGAACACUGUCAAAUGAUAUCGAAUGUCGUAUAACUCAUAUUAAAUCAUUAAUACAAACAUUAAAAGGAAAAAUGGCUAAAACUACUUCUGUGUCUGAACUGAAUAAGCCGGAAAUAGAAUGUGUGGAUACAUUAAUUGAAAAUUCGAAAAAAAUUGAAAAUGAAAUAGAACAUGCGAACUCAUUAGUUGCAAAGUUAGAAAAAAUAAAAGAAAAAACUGAUCAAAUCCCAUCAACAGCUAUUAAUGAUAUUGAUGGCAACAAGUUAAAUGAUUAUUUAAAAGAAUAUGUAAAUCAGCUAACUGGUGACCGUUGUGGUAAUCGAAAGUGUGAACAUUUUAUCUGUAUAUGUGAACAACUUUUAUAUUACAAUCAAGAAGCUGAAUUCAAAAGAUAUUUUCCAGCAUUAAAUAAGAAAAUGAACGAAUGGGAACAUUCAUUUAGAACAGAGGAAAAGUUUCAACCAAAAAUCAUUGAAGGUUUUAAAGCAUGUCAAAAUGAUUUAGGUCGUUAUAUUAUACCAAGUAUACCAUGCAGAGUAGGGGUCAUUGGCCGAACAAGUGCUGGAAAAUCUUCUUUGUCAAAUGGUUUAAGAGGAGUUAAAAAGAAUUAUAAUGAAAAAAUUAAAGCUAAAGAUGAUGAAAAUUCACAAAAAGAAACGACUAGAGAUGAAAUAAUGGCUUCACCAAUGCGCGUUAGAAAAAGUACAUAUUGUCGAUUGGAAUUUGAACAUCAGUAUGAUAAUGGUAGAAAAAUAAUAUUUGUUGAUAUCGAAGGUUCAACCGAUACUGAUUUGAACUCUAAAUUGGCAAAUUAUUUUGAUGAAAUAAGAAAAGCCGAUUGUGAUUUAUAUAUUAUUGUUUUCGAUCAUCAAUUUACAGAUAUUCAACACGAGUGGCAUGAUUAUAUUGUAAAUCAAUUGCAUCGUGAAUGUUGGCUUGUACGAAGCAAAGUAGAUGAAUUAUUUCUCAACUUAUUUAAAGAAGAGGUUGGUCAAGACUUCGAUUCAUCAGAUGAAGUAACCAAAAAUAAAUGUGGAGAGACUAUAAUUGAGCAAAUCCGAGACACUGUUAGCUUAGAUAUCCAUGGAAAAAAACUAUCUAAUGUAUAUUUAACGUUCACUUCAUACGAUGAAAAUAGUCGGAAUGAAAAUUUAUCCAAAAUGUCAUAUUCCAUAUUUGAUCUCGGAAAAUUGAUAAAUGAUAUUAAUAAUUUACCCAUCAGUUUGUAUGAAAAUCGUCUACAAAAAAUGGCUGUGUGUGCUAUAGCUAAAGUCAUUAAUAAUUGCUUCCGACGUGGUUAUGUUGUAAAUGUUAUGAAGUAUAAAAUUGCUGCAGGUAUUACUGCUGUUAUACCAUUUCUUGAUUUAAUUCCAAGGUAUUAUGGACGAGAAGAAAUUCGUCAAGCAUUUGGUGUUAAUACUCGUUCGCGUUUUAUGAACUGGUUGACUGGUGAAACAGAUAAAUUUAAAGAUUAUUUAAAAGAAUUUGAUAUUGCCAUCAAUGAAUCUAGAUUUGGAACAUCAGCUUUCAGUAAAACAUUUCGAAAAAAUGCUGCUAUUACUCAACAAACAGCAAAAGGUUUAACAUCAUUUACUAUAAAAGGUGCAACGACUCUUGGUGUUGCUGGUGUUUCAGUUUCAGAUGAUGUUAUGAGAGCAGUUGGAGUUGGUGCAAUAAAUGCUGUACGUGGUGUGUCUACAUCUUUUAUUGUUGUUGGUGCAGUUCUUACAGUAGGUAUGUGCGCCUGGGCAGCUGUGUCCAAUGGUAAACAAAUGUAUGAUUAUUUGCAUCGAUUAUGUGAUGAUUUAAUAAUUAUUAGUGACCAUGUGACAAUGAAAAUUAUUAAAGAUAAUAAUGAAACACGUAAUUCCUUUUCAGAACCAGAAUAA
This is a messenger RNA of Didymodactylos carnosus, 2013 nucleotides long. The record is from the annotation of a GenBank genome assembly. NCBI's taxonomy places the organism in Eukaryota, Metazoa, Rotifera, Eurotatoria, Philodinida, Philodinidae.